Molecule: messenger RNA, 1416 nt
Organism: Phialemonium atrogriseum
Lineage: Eukaryota; Fungi; Ascomycota; Sordariomycetes; Cephalothecales; Cephalothecaceae
Exons: 2
Coding region: 1-1416 (471 amino acids)
Molecular function (GO): lyase activity
Source: RefSeq, a predicted model, not a curated record
AUGUCUUCCAUAUCGACGCAGAAAGUCCAGUCCAAGGACGAGACGCUUGAGCUGGCUACUUUUCUGUCACAACUUACCUACCAAGAACUCCCUCGAGAAGUCAUUGACCAGGCCAAGUGGUGCAUUCUCAACAUCCUCGGUUGCGCUCUCGGCUCAUCAGAUGCUUCACCCCACCGAAAAGCCCGCGCAGCACUCGAUCCAAAGGAAACGACACCGGCGCAGGGAGCCACUGUUUGGGGCCGGCCAGAGCGUGCCGAUCUACAGACAGCCGCCAUCCUCAAUGGCAUCGCAGCCACGACGGCGGACUACGAUGACGCCCAUCUCCGUACCGUCAUUCACCCUUCGUGCACCUCCAUCGCAGCUGUGUUGCCCUGGGCGGAAAUACAUCACGUUUCAGGGAAGGAGGUCAUCCUAGCUUUCGUCGCGGCUGUCGAGGCGCAGUGCGCCAUCGGGAUGGCGGUGUCCCCUUCAAGCUACGCGAACGGCUGGCACAUUACAGGGUUAACCGGGUCAUUCAGUGGCGCGGCUGGCGCUGCGAAACUGUUGCAUCUCCCCCCUCAUCAAUUCGCAGCCGCUCUGGGCCACGCGUCCAGUAUGGCAUCAGGGACACGCGCCAUGUUCGGGACAGACACCAAGACACUGCACGCAGGUUUGCACGCAAGCAAUGGUAUCCUCGCUGCCCAGCUCGCCAAGACCGGAUUUGCCAGCUGCGAGGCGCCCAUCGAGGCCUGGGCGCGACUAGUCUCCACGACGAACGACAACAGUCAAAUCGGUGCGCUGGCAAGGGGCGGUCCCUGGCAAAUACUCGAAAACGGGUUCAAGCCUUAUCCAUGCGGCAUCGUGAUCCACCCGCUCAUCGAUGCCUGUCUCGAGUUGUUCUCCUCGUUCAACCAGGCCGCAAGCCUCGGAGGGCCCGCGGAGCUAGAAGACAUCGCCGGAAUCCAGGUCACGGCUAACCCUCAACUGAUCAGGCUGUGCAAUGUGCGGCAUCCGCGCACGGGACUCGAGACCAUCUUCUCUCUCUAUCACGGAUGCGCCGUCGCCUUGGUUCACGGUCGUGCCGGUCCUGCCGAGUUCUCGGAUGCCGUCGCCGCGGACGAUCUCGUCGUGCGCAGAGUAAGAGAUCUGAUUGAGGUCCAGACCGACCCCGAGUUUCGCGACGAUGAGGCGCAGCUGGUGUUCAUUUCACGCGGCAUCGCUCUGGCUGGUGGGGCAUCUACGAGGAGGACUAUCUACGUAAAACACGCGACGGGUUCGGUUGGCAAUCCAAUGACCAAGGCUCAGUUGGAAGAGAAGUUUCUCGCUCAGGCAACCGGAUGUCUUGGUAUGGAGAGGGCCAAAGAGGCGAUGGAGGCUUGUUGGACACUCGAUUCGAUAGAUGAUGUAAGCGAUUUCGCUAAGCUAUUCGGUCUAUAG